AUGGGCCACGGGAAGGUGAACACUCUUGCUGGAUUUGCCAGGCGUUCAAAGCCCCCUUCGCCACGUCAUAGCUUGAUUGCCACCUUACAUGGCCAAAUACAUCCACAAACUGCAUGCAUUCUUUUCUCUAAAGUACCCGCGGAAGUCAGGAACCGGAUUUUCUACUUUGCGUUCUACAGCUAUGACGAUGUGUCUAGACCAUAUCCUUCAAGCUCAUACUAUUCACGUCCAGGGUACCGAUAUCACCAACGUAUCAGCACAAAUCUUCUGAUUGCAUGCCGUCGCAUAUAUACCGAGGCCCACAAUCUUCCUAUAUCACUAAACGAACACGUCUUUUGGUGUUCCUGGGAGGGUGGUCCUAGACGUAAAAAAAACACAUCUGAUAGAAACCCCAAGUUUUUUUUCCAAAACAUGACAAUCGAACAGCGGAGUGCCAUUGACCGUAUACAUCUUUUCACUCAGGUUCAAUGGCUUCGAGAACUCUUUGUUGUUUUUUGCGAGCUCAAGGAUAUACACCCCAAGUACCUGAAGAUUAGCAUUCGCCAUACGGAUUGGCAAGAUUGGGACCGUUCGGAAACUCCACUAGAUAUAACACUCGAAUGGAUCAGGGACUUGAAACUGAUGUCGAAAUUGAGGAAAUUUUAUCUGGAGCUGGAAUCCAUCGAAAAGCGCAAGGAUCAAGUGGAUGCCAUCGUUACUAAGCUAAUUCCUCAACGCCUUACAACAGGCAAUUCAGAUGUUUUGAAAGCAGGACAUACAUUGAUUGCUGGGUAUCAAUACACGAGGCCUGCUGUCUAUGUUGAUAACUAUAAUCGGGCGAGAUAUUUCUCGAAGGAUAAUGAUAGUUGGGUCACUGGGGAUGAUCAAGUGGUAGCUGUGGACGAAAUUUUGUGCAUUGUAUCUACAGUUAUGUGGUCAGUAUAG
Molecule: messenger RNA, 924 nt
Organism: Psilocybe cubensis
Lineage: Eukaryota; Fungi; Basidiomycota; Agaricomycetes; Agaricales; Agrocybaceae
Exons: 2
Coding region: 1-924 (307 amino acids)
Source: RefSeq, a predicted model, not a curated record